Molecule: messenger RNA, 1332 nt
Organism: Dracunculus medinensis (Guinea worm)
Lineage: Eukaryota; Metazoa; Nematoda; Chromadorea; Rhabditida; Dracunculidae
Source: the annotation of a GenBank genome assembly
AUGUUUUUAUUAGGUGCAGAAACUAGAAAGCUAUGUGGUACUCCCGAUACAUUCGACACCAUUCAAAGAUCAAAGCGUUCACCCAUAAUAGACUUAGGCCGACUUUCUGGAAAGUCGAUUCGCUAUCGAAUUGCUCAAUAUCCACUUAUAAAUUGUGAAAAGAUAAUAAAUAAACAAUUAUCAAGAGAAUAUAUUAACAAUGCUCUUCGAAAUGCUAUUAAGUUAUGGGGUAAAGCAAUCGAUGUGAAUUUUAUCUAUUGGCCAUAUUCGCAGUCUGAUAUUGAAGUUUCAUUUGCAAGUUUUGAUCAUGGCGAUCAAUAUCCAUUUGAUGGUAUUGGUGGUGAAGUUGCACAUGCUUUUUAUCCUAUUCAUGAAAAGCGUCGUGGACAAAUUCAUAUCGAUGAGCACGAACCAUGGGGACCUAAUGGAAGGAAUUUAAAUUGGGUAUUGGCGCAUGAAGUUGGUCAUACUCUUGGCCUACCGCAUACAUUAAGAGAUUCAAUUAUGAUGCCACAGUAUCAAGGUUAUGAAAAUAAUGAGCCAAGUCUUUCGCCAUAUGACAUCGAAUCGAUACAAGCUCUUUACGGUAAAAAAGAAAACUGGGAUGAACUCGCAUUCAAGGAAGAUCAACAAACGGAAGCAACUAUACCAUCCCUUUGCGACGAUCAACCAAUUGAUGCGCUAUUCGCACUUCCAAAUGGAACCUUAUUCGUAUUCAAAGGCAUACUAUCGAAUAGUUCGAAAAUCCCUCAUAUCGGGCCAUUGUUCAUUAAAGAAUAUUGGGGUGCUAUGGAGACUCCCAUAGACACCGCUUUUACAGACCAAUUCGACUGGACCUGGUUUGUGAAGGAUGAUCGCGCAUGGCGAAUAGACGCAUCAACAGAUACAUUUCGAUAUUCGUCAUUUCAGAAUAUUCAUGAAACUGAACCAUUUGCUACCUAUCCAUACAAUUCUGUAGAUGCUGUCUUAAUCACUACUGGUAGUGAUGAUUAUCAGCCAUUCUUUUUUUUCUUGGGUAAUCUUUUGGGCACGCAAUUUAAAGGACCAAAGUAUUGGUCAGAUGGAAAUGCAGACGGAGAACCCGAUCAAGGCUAUACUCGACAAAUUAAAGAAAUCGAUGUUGAAUUAUCGAAAGUAGACGGCGCUAUUUCUUUACCAACUGGAAAUUUUAUAUUCUCGGAUGACAAAUAUUGGAAAGUACAAUCAGCUCGAAGUUCAUUACAGGUUUUACUUCCCGCAGUUAUAUUACCAUAUAUUUCCAUUUCAUGGAACUUAUGGAUUUCCCAAACGCUCUUUUAUGAAUUUCCUUAUAAGCGCAUUGAAAGAGCAUAA